Molecule: messenger RNA, 720 nt
Organism: Perca flavescens (yellow perch)
Lineage: Eukaryota; Metazoa; Chordata; Actinopteri; Perciformes; Percidae
Product: pyrin
Exons: 5
Coding region: 6-698 (230 amino acids)
Molecular function (GO): protein binding
Source: RefSeq, a predicted model, not a curated record
ACUGCAUGGGGGUGGUGAUGAGAGCUGUCUCCAAGCUUGGAGACAUCUGCCAGGAACUUACCGACAAACUGUCUGAAGAAGAAGCAGACAAGAUGGAUCAAUAUGCAGUCAAUGUCACUCUGGAUCCUGAGACUGCUUCAGGCUGGCUGGUCCUGUCUCCAGACAGAAAGAAGGUGAGCGUCAGCAGCAAGAAGAACAAUUCUCCACUCUCAGACAGUCCUCAGCGCUUUGACUCCUGCGUCUGUGUUUUGGGGAAACAAAGCUUUGCAUCUGGAAGACGUUACUGGGUUGUUGAGGUUGGGGAUAAAACAGACUGGGAUCUUGGCGUGGCCAGUGAGUCCAUCAACAGGAAGGGGGUCAUCAGGGUGCGUCCCGACAACGGUUACUGGGCGAUCUGCCGGAGGAAAGGUAGCAGUCUCAGUGCCUGUGCCGGUCCCACCGUCACCCUCCACCUCCAGGAAACCCCCAAGAAGGUGGGCGUGUUCCUGGACUACGAGGAAGGGUCGGUGUCCUUCUACGACGCAGAAGCAAAGACCCACAUUUACACUUACAGCGGGUGUGACUUCACUGAGCUCCUCUACCCGUACUUUAACCCCUGUGUUCAAGAAGAUGGGAAGAACACCGCCCCGCUGAUUAUCUGUCCUGUUGAUGGAGGAGUCAGGGAAGGACGGGACAUAACCACUGAGUCAGCUGUAUGACGUGUCAUAAGAAAGGAUGAUG